AUGGGAAAAGAGCAGGAGGGCACGGGGCAAUGGCUGUCGCUGGAGGCGGAGCUGGUGAUGCGCGACGGGGAGGUGGUGGGGACGAAGAGCCCCACGGGACACUCGCUGCUCGUCGACUGCCGCUUCGAGCUGCCGUUCGACCCGGAGAACACGGAGGGCGCCGACCUGCAGCGGAAGCUGGAGAUGCUGAACAACAUCAUGGACCAGGAGGCGCGCGCCGAGCAGGCCCGGAGGCAGCUGCAGUACUUCGGCCACUCCGGCUACUCGGAAGACAGCGACUACACGAGCGACCUGAACUACCCGGUGGGCGGGCAGCACGCCAACUCGUCGGCGUCGCAGUUCCGGUCGGCGGCGCACGACAUGGCCACGCCCGAGACCAGCCGCGAGAACUCGUACGAGCGCGACGAGCACCUGUCGCCGUACGGCACGUCGCACGGGCAGGGCCGCCACGACGCGUACGGCAGCGCCGAGGACAUGGAGCCGCUCUCCUACAACAGCAGACCCCGCGGCUACAAGGAGUACAGCCCGGACACGUGGUACAGCGCCAGCAGCUACGUGCAGAGCUACUCGCAGGAGCUGGACGACCGCCUCUACACUGACACCUCCUACUACCGGACCAACAAGCGCUCCAGGGGCACGAGCAACCGCCGACCGAGCCUGGAGCGGCAGCCGACGCUGUACGACCCGGACGACCAGUACUACCCGGAGCCCUACUACGGGGAUACGCACGACUCCUACAGGGAUUAUGAUCGGAGCUACGGUAUGGACUACUACUCCACCAAUGACAACUACCACUACCAAGACGAAAGGUACGGCCAGGAGGAGGAGGACCGGCAGUGGGACUCUGGGGGGUUCUACACGACGCCGCGCGACCUGUACGAGAACCGCGUGAACGAGCGGCGGUCGCGCGCGCGGCGGCCGCCCCGCCUGCGCCGAAACAGCGGCUCGGGUGCGACCGCCCCCACGUCGGCGUCGGCGGCGGCGUCGGCGGCGGGCACGCCCACGGCGGCCGCCGACGCCUACAACGAGGACUACAACUACGCCUACCGCAGCAGCACCGACCAGGACAGCGUGGACGAGCGCUACUACAGCCUGGAGGCGGACGCGCCCCCAGCCUCCGCCUCCGGCACUUGA
This is a messenger RNA of Schistocerca serialis cubense, 1134 nucleotides long. RefSeq names its product phorbol ester/diacylglycerol-binding protein unc-13-like. The record is from RefSeq and is a predicted model, not a curated record. Lineage: Eukaryota; Metazoa; Arthropoda; Insecta; Orthoptera; Acrididae. The coding region runs from base 1 to 1134 and encodes 377 amino acids. The transcript has 10 exons.